AUGGAGGGAAAUCAACAUGAAGAAUAUUCUCGCCAGUGGAAAAAGGCACAAGAAUUAGCGAACCAACAUUUGUUCAAAGCUCAAACGAAGCAGAAAAAGUAUUAUGAUGAAGGGACAAAAAGUGUCAAGUACAAUCCCGGCGAUCUGAUGGAGAAAAAAUUACUACUCUUUUGCAUUCUAACUACAUUGCAAACAACCCACACAAUCUUCUCGUCUGUAUGCGAUUGCAACUAUGUUAAAACACGAGGAAUUCUAGAUAUUAACUCACCAUACUAUUGCCAAAACCCCAGCACUAAUCAUCAACCACGAUACCUAACAAAUUAUACGCUAAUGACUAAACAAAAUCCAGUAAAAACUUGGAAAGGAUGGACUUGCAAACAAUGGAUUAAGACUAAGAAAAUAACCGGAUCUUUCUGGAUAGGAUCUUUUGACACAGUUUAUUCACAGGAAACAAAAUUGCUCUCAGCAAUUGAACGCUGGGAAAUGGUAAAUAAUAAAAAAUGUGGGGGUAAUCUUAUGCAGGCAGGAACAACAACGUUGAGUUUUACAUCAACUCCUACAGGGGAAGGGAAGUGGUAUGCUAUCAAAGAAUACCAUGCAUUAAAUUGUUUAGCAGAAGAGAUAACAUUAAAACAAGAGACACCAGAAAGCUUAGUGGAAAGUCCAUUUGGAUUCUUAAACACCACUCAGCAAGAAGGGGAGUAUACACAAAAUCAUAACACCAUAGUAUGGGGAGAUAGAUCAACAAAUUCAUCAAAUUCACAAAUUAUUUUUAAAGGUGAAGGGUAUAUAGAAUUAACAAACUCAAUGAUUAAUGUAAAUACUAGCCGUCUUCUUGAUAAUAACAAGCAGAUAGAAAUAACUUUCUCUAACAAACCAGAUAUAAAUAAUAAAGAAUUUGCCCAACCUGGAUUUAAAGUAGUAGGGAUGCCUUUAACAUUUCUUAUUUUUCCAAACCAAGUAAAUGUAGAUACAUGGUCUUGCAAUGAAUACGCAGAUCCAAUAGCGAGCAAAGUAAAACGGUCGACUAAUAACGAAAUUGAAUUUCUUGACAAUCGUGCUAAGAAAGAAGCUAUGGGAAAAAGACUUUACAGCAUAUCGUAUGCAUGGGGUUCGAUACGAAUGGGACAUCCUAUAAUAACAAACGUAGAAGAAAAUGGAAUAAUGACUAAAAAAGAUACAAUUGCGUAUCUCAUGGUUAAUGGUUCAUCAAUAAACACGCAAGUAUCAGUCCACAACCAAUAUGAUAUCCAAGAUCCUUUGCCAACAGGAACAAAAUUCGAAUACAUCGUAGAUCAUAGCAUAAGGCUUAUGAACACUAACAUCUGCAUCGUGGCAAAUGAAAACAAUCAAAUUAUGGCAGAAAAUUGUACCGAAAAAACAUCAAGAUGGAUACUGGAUUUAAUUAACUACCAAUGGAUUUCUCUAGAAACAGGCCUGUGCAUCACCUUACAUGAUGAAGAAGAAGGACGAGUUAGAUUGGGAACACUAAAAACGUGCAGUAGACAGGGAACAAUUAGUGAAAAUCAACAAUGGGUUAUCGAAAUCCUAACAACAAACCCGGAUGUGUUGGACAAUUUCCCAGAUGCAUCCAUUGACGAAUUCGAAGAAAUCCAGUUGGAACAGAGGACAUCAGUAACAACGACCGUCAGUUCGCCAAUUUUUGGAGGAUUAUUGAAGCGGAACCAUGGGAGAGGAAACAUCAUAUGGGACAUGAUAGGAUGGGGACUAAUGAAACAUGGUAAGUCACCCGAUGAAAAAUGUUUAACACACAAUGGCGUUAACAAACCAAUAACACUCGAAGCAUGCGAUCCUAACUGGAUCAAAUGUCAAACAAGCCUACAAAAAUUAUUAACAAGUAAUGACCCCUUGGUGCAAUCACAAACAACCGUGGCUAACUGUAGCGAAGCAUCUAGCAAGGGCCAAGCAUUCGAAUAUUCCUCAGACUUCACGAUAAGACCAUUUAACACAAACAACUGCAUUAAAGCGAACACAACGAUGCUCAUCCUGCACGAAUGCUCAGAUAAAAGUUCCAUCUGGGGAACAUUCGAUCACACAGGACAAUUAAUGGCAAGUGAUAGAACAGGACUUCAUUCAGGCGCUUCGGACCGGAAAUGCCUAACAAGACGGAUCGACAAAUUAUCGUUGGGACACUGUCAUGGAACAAGCCAGAAACAACAUUUUAGCUUCGAGUACCGGAAUCCACAUCAACCUAGAACAUUGACGGCAGCAGCAAUAAUAUCUCUACAGACGCAACACGCCUAAUUUGGAAAAAAUCUACCAAUCUUGCCACCAUUAAACCAUCGUGAUCCAAAGGAGAUUAACUAUAAAACAAACGCAACGGAAGGAAUAACUAAAAAUUCGACCAUAACGACAAAGUCAGCAACAUCCAUGACUGCUACAACAGAUAAAUCAGUCAUACCUUCCAUUGCAGCCAAGGUAACAACAAGUGCGAAGACAGAAACAACAACAACAUCGAUUAGGCCGACUACAACCACAACAAAACCGACAACAACCUUCAGAACAACAACAACAAAAUCAACUACUACCACAAAAAAGCCGACAACAACCACAAAAAAUCCGACCACAACCACACAAAAACCGACCACAACCACACAAAAACCAACCACUACCACACAAAAACCGACCACCAUCAUUCAAAAGCCAAAUACUACCACACUAAAAACAACCACUACCACACAAAUAACAGACUCUACACCCAAAUCAACUACAACAUCAAAAUCUACGACAAUAUCAACAGAAGCAGAGAAAUUACCAACAAUAACAUCAACAACCGCAUCAUCAACAUUAACUAGUACAUCACUCAAAACGACUAUCACGACACAUGACUUGAUAAAAUACGAGCUUGGAAAAAUGCACGAGCAAUACAAAAUCAGUAUUGAAACUGAACACGACAAUAAAUUGGCAAAAGAAAUUCGGGAUGUUUACUGCCAGUUAUCAAAGAUAAAACGAACGCAAGCCAUAAUCUUAGCCCAAACAAAUGGAUUGCUUGCAGCCGCCGCACUCGGACUUCCAAUGUGUACAAGGAUAUAUGGUUUUGGUCAAGCCAUGACAUUGCAACAAUGCGACCCAAAAAGGAUAUCACUAUCAGCAAAAGAGACCAAGUGUGGGUUCCAGCCAUUUUUUGUUUACGGAAAAAACAACUGUACAAUCGGACUCGACGGAUGGUCUAUUCAUCCGUAUUCGGAGUGCUUUUGGAAAUCCCAAUUGAUAAACAUCAACGGAUAUCCUCAUACGUGGCAACAUAACGCCACAGCAGGAGACUGGAUUAAACAAGAGGCGACCAUACAUACUUCAAAUCUGGAUUUAAUUGCAGAAUUCGAAGAACUGCACUUAAACAGUUUCGACUAUGGAUUAAGGAACCAUCCAGCUCAUGGAACCAUGGAAAUGGAACAGCUAAACAUCUUAAAUGACCUGGUGGGACGAAUUAAUGAAGGAGAAGGCAAAGAGUUACCUGACAUCCUAGUAACAGAAGAACAGGACAAUCAAAUCGGGAACAUGUUUUCCUGGUUUGAAACAUUAAAAAUUACGGCUCUCUCAGCGAUAGGAUUCAUCCUAUUUCUCAUCUGUCAAGAAAUGGAUUCAAUGAUACCAGAACCCAUCUACAGCGCUGGAGGAGCAAAUGAAAAACCGUUCAUUAGGGAAUUUGCACCUUUAAUGACGUUAGCAACAGAAACACCAAAAGAAACCCUUACGUCGAUAAACACACCAAGUGCACCAAAGAAAGGAAAAUUGUACCCUAUCGAAGAAUUAAAAUGGGAAAACGAGCAAAACAAGGAAUGUACAGGUAGCCACACGACCUGCAGCUAUGUCGUUGGAUACGGAAUGGUGUGGGAGGAUCUAUGCAGAUGUACUCCAGAAGACCAUUUAAAACGCACAAUUAACAAAUAACGUUAAAAAAAAAAAAAAAAAAAAAAAAAAAAAAAAAAAAAAA
Daphnia magna is the source of this 3955-nucleotide messenger RNA. RefSeq lists its product as uncharacterized. The record is from RefSeq and is a predicted model, not a curated record. The transcript is spliced from 5 exons. NCBI's taxonomy places the organism in Eukaryota, Metazoa, Arthropoda, Branchiopoda, Diplostraca, Daphniidae.